Styela clava is the source of this 4203-nucleotide messenger RNA. RefSeq names its product ubiquitin-like modifier-activating enzyme 6. Gene Ontology annotation, cellular component: SUMO activating enzyme complex; cytoplasm. Gene Ontology annotation, molecular function: SUMO activating enzyme activity. NCBI's taxonomy places the organism in Eukaryota, Metazoa, Chordata, Ascidiacea, Stolidobranchia, Styelidae. Gene Ontology annotation, biological process: protein sumoylation. The record is from RefSeq and is a predicted model, not a curated record.
UCAUUAAAAUUGUUUUACAGUAUUUAAUAGCUCCUUUUGGUAAUUAUGGCUGACAAAAUGGAAAUUGAUGACUCGUUAUAUAGCAGGCAACGCUAUAUGUUGGGUGAUAAUGCAAUGAAGAGAAUGGCAUCAGCGAAUGUACUUUUAUUAGGAUGUGAUUGUCUUGGCGUAGAAGUUGCAAAAAAUUUGGUUCUCACUGGAAUAGGGAAAUUGUAUGUGGCCGAUAGUUCACUUGUUACAAAACGGGAUGUCAGAAAUAAUUUUUAUGUCAGUCAGUCGGAUUUGAAAAAUAAGAAAACGAGAGCAAAAGCUUGUGUGCCCCGCUUGGCAGAACUUAAUCCUUACGUCCAAGUCGAAGUUUCAACUUCGGAUGUCCAUAUUGAAAAUGCUGCAUUGGGUGAUGCUGAUUCUCACAAAGAGUUUACAAAAUUUCUCGAAAAUAUUGAUUGCAUAAUCGCAACCCAACGUAGUCUGCCUCAUCAAAAGUAUCUCGAUAAAUUGAGUUGUAAUUUGAUGGGUCAGUUAAAAUUUGUAAGUUGCAAUGUUUAUGGUCUAUUUUCAUCAUUGUUCUGCAACUUUGGGAAAAAUUUCGAGAUUCUUGAUUCGAGAGGAGAAACUUUGAAGGAAAUGUUUGUGGGAGAUAUUACUAGAAACAGUAAAGGCACUGUAACGUGCUUAGAGGAUCAGUUACAUGGAUUGGAAGAUGGUGACAGUGUUUCUUUUUCUGAAGUUGAAGGAAUGGUGGAACUAAAUGGACAAACUCGAGAAGUACGGGUCGUGUCACCAUAUAAAUUCACAAUUGGGGAUACAAGUGAAUAUUCACAGUACAAAGGUGGUGGUUUGGUAAAAGAAAAAACAAAAAAAUCUACGAUAUCCCAUCAAUCUUUAGAUGAACAACUCUUAAAGCCUGACAUAUUGUUGACGGAUUUUGGGAAGAUGGAUAACCCUGCUAUUUCCCAUGCAGCAUUCUCAGCUCUUAACUCAUUUGUAGAAUCCAAUGGUAAUUUACCAAAGCUAUGGAACAAAAAUGAUGCUGAAGCAUUGUUUACAUUAUUCACCAAUACAGUGAAUCAGUUUCAAAUUGAUAUUCCAAAUGAUGAAAAUGCCAAGAAAGUUGUUCAAUUACUUUCUUUUACUUGUAGAGGAGCAUUAUCGCCUCUCGCAACUGCGAUUGGUGGUAUUGCAGCACAAGAGGUUUUGAAGGCUUUAACUGGUAAAUACACCCCAUUAAAGCAAUGGUUGUAUUUAGAUGCAACUGAGCUGGCUUUUAAUCUUCAUCUCACACCCGAACAAAUGCAGGAAUCAGAUGAUUUAAGUGAUGUGAAAGCAUGUUUGGGUGAAACAGUGGAAGCACGUUUAGCGAAGUUAAACAUAUUUAUGGUUGGAUGUGGAGCGAUUGGUUGUGAAAUGUUAAAAAACUUUGCUUUGUUGGGAGUUUCAACUGAAAAUGGGAAAGCUGUGAUUACAGACAAUGACGUCAUUGAAAAGUCAAACUUGAAUCGUCAAUUUCUAUUUCAUAGUCGCCAUGUAGGACAAUCCAAAAGCUCUGCAGCUUCUUUGUCAGUGAAGGAAAUAAAUCCUGACAUAAAAAUUGAGCCUUUGCAAUACAAAGUUCAACCCGAUUCAGAAAAUGUCUUUAAUGAUGCCUUUUUUGAAAGUCAGGAUAUCGUAGUCAACGCUUUGGAUAAUGUGGCAGCAAGAAGGUACAUGGAUACAAGAUGUGUUGCAAAUCAACGUCCUUUAUUGGAAUCUGGGACAAUGGGACCGAAAGGUCAUGUGCAAAUUAUAACUCCUUUUGUAACGGAAAGUUAUGGAUCACAGCAGGAUCCAGCAGAUGUUGAAUUUCCUUUUUGUACGUUGAAAUCAUUCCCUUCAAACAUUCAGCAUACAAUACAAUGGGCUAGAGACAAAUUUGAAGUUAUGUUUAAACAAAAACCAAUGACGUACAACAAUUUUUGGGAAGGGUGUCAAGUACGUGAAAACGGAAACAAAGAUAACAUCAUGGAAUUGGUCAACAAGUGUUUAAUGUCAGGAAAUAAUUUAAGAGAUGCCUCUGUCACCUUAAGACUGCUAUCUGAAGCACCAACAACUUGGUUUGAUUGUGUCGGUUAUGCAAGACGAAAGUUUGAGAAGUUGUUUAAUCACAAAGCAAAAGAUUUAUUAAAAGCCUUUCCAUUGGAUACUAUGCUGCAAGAUGGAUCACCUUUCUGGUCAUUACCUAAACGUCCACCUACCCCGAUUAUCUUCAAUCUCGAAGACUCAUUCCAUAUGCAGUUCGUCAUUAGUACAGCAUCAUUAAUUGCUGCUAUAUAUCGUGUGCAACGUCCCAUUAGUCAAGAAGAGAUUACCAAGAGCAUUGCCGAUGCUAUUGAAAAAACAGUGGUGCCUGAUUGGGUACCAAGUACAAAGGAAGUUGUAGUCGAUGAGAAAGCCCCAGCACCAACUAAGACAGAGGAAAAUUCACCCGAAGAUUUAAGUCAAAAGCUUAUGCUUACUGCUAAAACACAUAGUGAUUUCACUUUCAAGCUAUACCCAGAAGAUUUUGAAAAAGAUGAUGAUUCGAACUACCAUAUUGAUUUCAUUUCUUCUGCUGCCAAUCUAAGAGCUAAAAUGUAUGGCAUUGAAAAUGUGGAUCGUCUCGAAAUAAAGCGAAUAGCAGGUCGUAUCAUACCAGCUAUAUCUACCACCACUACUGCAGUUUCAGGUUUUGCGACCAUACAGUUUCUGCAAUUGGUAAUACAGCUCAUUAAUAAUGAAAAAAAUGGAACGAACUGGUCAAAUUGUGCUUCAAAUAUUGAAACAGAAUUGUCUAAAUAUCGUAAUUGCUUUUUAAACCUUGCAUUACCGCUUGUGUUAUUCAGUGAACCAGCUGCUGCUCAAAAAACAAAAUUAACUAAAGAUCUCUCCUUCAGUGUUUGGGAUCGAUGGGAGAUUCGUGGCAACAAGGAUUUCAAACUAAAAGAUUUCAUACAGCAUUUCCACGCGAAAUAUAAUCUCACAAUUUCAGCAGUUGUACAUGGCUCAAGAAUGAUUUAUAUACCAAUCAUGCCUGGUCAUUCAAAAAGAUUGGAUCACCUUAUGACAAAGCUCAUUAAAAUUGGAGACAAAAAUACACUUUAUGUUGAUCUGACGGCAACAUUUGAAAAUCCGAGUGAUGAUUCAGAUGAUUUGUCAUGCCCACCUAUCAGAUACUAUUUCUAAUUUCCAUCCUGUUGAGUGUUAUUGCAAUUUUUGUGUUCCACAAUUCAAGCUAUUCUAUUCUGCACUAUAUAUAUAUUGUAUGAUUUUCAAAUAUUGUUUUUUAAUAGUAUAAUUGUUUUAAUAUUAUACUCGUCGAUUAGUGUCAUUGUUAUAUUAUAGACUGUAAACACCAGUGAUAUUUAAAAGAUUUAAUUGACUUCUUUAUAGUUUUCAUACACACAUAAGUUUUGGUAUUCCAUGUAAUUUUGCAUAAAGAAAAAUACUGAUUUACAAUAUUUGAUAAUCGAUAUUAGUGACUUCGAAGAAAGAUCAAAACCAAGAUUUUAAAUUAGACUGCCGAUUGCCUUUGGUGUAUGUAUUGGUGGUCAAAAUUGAUUUGCCUCAUUUGAAUAUAUACAAAUCGGACCAAUAUUUGUAUGGUCAACUGUAGUGGUUUUUGAGAAUGCAAUAUGAAAAAAUUAUCAUUCCCAAUAAUACAAAUGUUGAUUGAAUAACUCUUAGCUGCGGAAAGAUUGUGGAUAAGUAGCCACCUUAUUGUGAAAUGAAACAUAUGCAAGUUCAAAUAAACAGCCAAGCUCUAUAUGGAUUUGGCUUGAUGAUAUCACAUCCUGGGAUUAAUAUGUGGUGAACUUUAGCAGAUCCUAUGAUAAAUCUGUUAUUCAUAUAAUUGUUCUUGCUGUCCAGUGUCUUCAUUGCAGUUAUUUGUGUUAAUUUAUGCUUGCUGUCAUGCAAAUCGAUCACUGUACUUACUUGUGUUUAUCAUGGCUCAUAUUAGGUGUGUUUGCAUUUAUCAUCCAUGUUUAUAAGUCACGAUUAGAAAAUUAUUUUUUUGUAUGCUUAUAUCAAGUUCAAGAAUUUUUAUUUCGACUUGACACGUUUUCCAAUUACCAGCUGAUUAUUUUUUGUCCAAUUCAGCAUUUAUCAAAAAGUGAAUUAUGCGUUGAACAAUUGUUGAAUAAAUAAUGUGCAUUUUAUGAUUGUUUGCACAAGUCUGAGAAUGUA